Messenger RNA from Camponotus floridanus (Florida carpenter ant), 1525 nucleotides. It is a transcript of the gene Pis, whose product is annotated as CDP-diacylglycerol--inositol 3-phosphatidyltransferase. Gene Ontology annotation, biological process: phosphatidylinositol biosynthetic process. The record is from RefSeq and is a predicted model, not a curated record. Lineage: Eukaryota; Metazoa; Arthropoda; Insecta; Hymenoptera; Formicidae. The coding region runs from base 520 to 1086 and encodes 188 amino acids. Gene Ontology annotation, cellular component: membrane; Golgi apparatus. Gene Ontology annotation, molecular function: CDP-diacylglycerol-inositol 3-phosphatidyltransferase activity. The transcript has 5 exons.
CGAAGUUGCGCGAUAUCCGUCGUUCGAUGCCGACUUCUCACAACGUCGUUGACAGCCGGAUCGACGGAGGGGAGAGCCGUGCUCGUUCGUUCUCGAUUCGUAAAGACGGAGUAAAUCGCGAAGCGUAUCUCUAGAUAAUCCUUGACACUUGCGUUAUCUCGUAGAUAGAUACUUGCACUUGUCGGUGAAAAAAGCUACGCGGGAUUCGCCGAAAUGACGGAGUCGGAGAAUAUUUUCUUGUUCGUGCCCAAUAUCAUUGAUUCGAUUCAACGAGACGCAGACUUUCGCAAAUAAUGGAAUUUUUUCUCUUGCCAAGUCAUCCCGCGUAAUGUGAUUGAUUAGUCAGAUGAAAGUACAAGUGGUGCGAACGUAUGACGCUUUUAAGGUUGCCUGUAUCGAUUGACUACUGCUCCAUGUAACAUUUGUAUCGUCAGCCAGCAAUAAUGAAAUUUCUCGCUGUAAUCCUUUUGAAGCCAUAGUUUUGGCAGAGUAAUUUUGGCGCUAAUUUCCUUUUACUUUAUGCCUACCAAUUAUAUUAUUGCAUCAUGGUGUUAUAUUGUCAGCGCAUUACUGGAUGCGAUAGACGGUCAUGCGGCAAGGUAUUACAACCAAAGCACAAAGUUUGGCGCAAUCUUGGAUCAGCUGACGGAUAGAGUCGGCACAAUGUGUCUUAUGGUCACGUUAUGCUUGUUCUAUCCUACCUAUACUUUUUGGUUUCAAUUGAGCAUGUGUAUCGAUAUAGCCUGUCACUGGAUAUAUUUACACACGACUCUUUUACAAGGAAAGACCAGUCACAAAUUUAUAGACAUGUCUGAAAAUCCAAUCAUGAGACUCUAUUAUACAAAUCGCACGGUAUUAUUCUUCAUGUGUGCUGGUAAUGAGGCAUUUUAUGCCGGUUUAUAUCUUUUACACUUUACCGAGGGUCCUAUCUUGGCUGGUAUUGGUCUAUACAGAUUAAUUGUAUAUCUGAGUGCUCCGAUAGCACUUGUUAAAGCUGCUAUUUCUGUACUACAUGGAUAUGUUUCGUGCAUCAAUCUUAGCAUCAUUGAUGUAAAAGAGCGUCAAGAACGACUUAAAACAAAUUAAAUUUUUCAAUGUACAUUAUUUACUAGUCAAGCUGAAUGUGAUUUACAGAUCUUCCUAUUCCAUAAACUGACACAUGUGCAUGUUUAUAUAUUUCCAUAUAUAUUUUUAAGGAACAAAGAAUAUUUAAAACUGCAUGAUAAAAAUCUCUCUUUUUGAUCUAAAUGAUAUUUAGUGCAUAGGAAAUAUUAUACCUUGAAAUUUUUAGAUCAAAGAUAGUGGCCAAAUUCCUUCUAUAUAUAAAGGCAAAAGUUAUUUUUUAAUAAUAUAGCAUUUAUUUAUUACACUAGACCAGAGUGAGAAUUACUAAUAUGUAUUCAUAUUUUCAGGAUAUUUUUAUCUUUGAUACUUUUAUUUUUGUUAUAGAAAUUAUAUAGUACAAUAUCGAUAAUCUCUGUAUUUUCCAAUAGCGAUACAAUUUAAAAGACCUAAUAAAUAUUCU